GUGGGCGUCGGCAGCUCUCCUGUCUAUCUAGCAGUCUAUAACGACUUUAACUAUUUAUUACAUUUAGAAAUCUAGAUCCAGAUCUACUAUCUUCUCUACAUCUACACUACUCUAGACUUUAGAUCAGUAGCCCUACAGUAGUACAGUACUAUACUAAGAUCUAUUUUAGAGCUUAAGCUCUAGCUAAAUUAUUUCACAUUUAUUAAUUUGAAUAAUUAUAAUAAGAAUGAAGCCAGCAUACAGAGUUCCUGUCUAUAUUUUUUUGCUGUCACAGACGUCAUGGCUGGUAUCUUUCGGAAUAAAUAAAUUGAAUUUGAUGAAAGAACAGGUCGCAAUUUUUAUAGCCGGCAUAACUGUUUUAACAGCAGUAACCAUUGUCCCCUAUUUCCUUCUCAAAAGGUACUUUAAGCGGACUGAUCCAUUAGUAUUAAUGCUGUCUGUGUUUUGCUGGUCAACUAUGAUUGACCUUGGCAUUGGACUAGAAAUAGAUGGCAUUAUUUCCAACUUUAUGGCAUUUUACUUUAUUGAGGGUGAGCCUUAUUUAUACACUGCUUAUGGUGCACAAGUUUGCUAUUGGGAUGGCAUUGUUCAUUUUCUUCUCCAGUUUUCUGUCAUAGUUUUAUAUUGCCAGAACCGCAGUUAUCGAGACAUAGCCUUAUAUUGGGUUGGAUCCAUCCUCAAUAGUAUGAUUGUACUUCUGCCAGGAGCCAUAACAGGUAAAGAUCCAUUUAAACUUUCUAUACUUCUCAAUACUCCCUAUAUAAUUCUGCCACUGCUUGCUGGAUUUAAGCUAUUACAUGAACGUCCUAAUCAAACUACUUCUAUAAGCAAGUUUAACUCCAUCAGGCAACGCCCAAUUGAUUUCCUUUUUUUCCUGUACUUCGUUGGAGCUAUACUCUUCUCACUUUUCCGUGGACUUGUUGUAAUGGGUGGUAAUGCUGAGUUAAUGAAGGAAUUUACAAAAACAUAUGAGCCAUAUUUGUUAGAUGUAUCCAAUUUCCCUAAAUUCCAGAUGCUUGCCUAUGGAUACUUCUAUGUCGUUUACUACUUGAGUGCUGCCUAUGCAUUACUUUAUCCAGGGCAAAAUUGGAUGACUGAUUGGUCAAUUAUUCAUGCAGGUGCAGCUGCUCAGGGUCAGUUCUCUUACAUGGCAGCAUCAUUUCAUCAUAGAACUCCAGCCUCACUGAGGCCACCUACCACAGGGUACCCAGCUUUUAUAUAUUGGACAACAAACUUGAUGUUUUGUAUAGUUCCUCAUCUGUUUGUGUGGUGGUGCAAACAGAAUGAAGAUAUGUAUGGUCACAAGUCUCGUGGGAAGGAAAAAAAACACAAAAUAAUUGGCUCACCUAAGAAAGUUAAAUAAAUAUAGAUGAAGCACAGUUGAGUAUGAACAUAUAUAAAUACUAUUGUGAAGCUAAGUGCUGAGAUUGUGAAUUUAUAUUUGUAAUUUUUAAAUUAUGAAAAGUAUUUGUUUUUACAUCUCUUAUAAUUUUAACUAUUUAACUAGUUUCUAUCAAAUAUUUU
Molecule: messenger RNA, 1524 nt
Organism: Biomphalaria glabrata
Lineage: Eukaryota; Metazoa; Mollusca; Gastropoda; Planorbidae
Product: transmembrane 6 superfamily member 1-like
Exons: 8
Coding region: 227-1363 (378 amino acids)
Source: RefSeq, a predicted model, not a curated record